Clarias gariepinus (North African catfish) is the source of this 7299-nucleotide messenger RNA. RefSeq names its product protein tyrosine phosphatase receptor type Ga (gene ptprga). Lineage: Eukaryota; Metazoa; Chordata; Actinopteri; Siluriformes; Clariidae. The coding region runs from base 571 to 4842 and encodes 1423 amino acids. The record is from RefSeq and is a predicted model, not a curated record. The transcript has 30 exons. Gene Ontology annotation, molecular function: protein binding; protein tyrosine phosphatase activity. Gene Ontology annotation, biological process: protein dephosphorylation.
CACACUUCGGCUACUUCCUGGAUGGCGGAAUGCGCCUCCCAGCGCCGCUCCUGCUGCUGCUCCGACUCUGCCGUCUCUCCUUCUUCUUCUUCUUCUUUUUGCGCUGCUCUGGCGUGAAGAGCACCAACAGAAAGAGAAGCGUCGCGCGCUCGACCCCGCACGAGCCGCCAAUUCCAUCUCGUCCAUUCCAACAGAUUCCAGCGCUCGCACGCGCGCGCUCGCGCCGUCAUGUAUUAUUAUUUUUUUAAUUUUCAUUUCGUUGCUCGGGACUAACGGCUGCUGCGCGUGAAGGGCUUUAAGAAAAAAGGGGGAAAACGGAAAAAGAGAGCUAGAGAGAAAGAAAGACAGAGAAAAGGAAAGAAAGAAAGAACGAAGAGAGAAGAAAGAAAAAAAAGGGGGAAAAACUGUUUCCUGGACGAAGUUGAGAGAGAAUUCCUGCGGAGCUUCUUUUCCGCCGCAAAAGAAAACAGUUACAGUUUGUUCGGUUUGUUUGCUGCUUAAAACCGGACGUUUUGGGGAUAACCGAAGUGACCAGUUACUCUGUGGCCGGUUGUCGAUGUGCGCGGUGCCAUGCCGAGGCUUCAGCAACCGGGUCGCUGCUGCUGCUGCUGCUGGAUUCUGGCGUUAACGCUGGCAGCCUGCGCGCUCCUCCGGGCCCACGCGCAUCCCGCGCUGUCCGGAGGCGAUCAGGAGGAACGGCAUGGCUGGGCGACCGGCGACAGACACCGCAGAGCUGCUGAUGAACCUUACUGGGCAUACACAGGGACAUAUGGACCAGAGACGGGAUGGUCGUCUGCCUACCCGGAGUGCCAAGAGAGGAACCAAUCGCCGAUCAACAUAGCCGACCAGGAUACCAGGGUCUCACCAGAGUACCAGGAGCUCAUCCUGGACGGCUUCGAAGCAGAAUCGUCGAACAAGACGUCAAUGAAGAACACGGGCAAAACCGUGGCCAUCCUGCUGAAGGACGAUUACUUUGUGCAAGGUGCGGGUCUGCCAGGUCGCUUUAAAGCCGAGAAGGUGGAGUUCCACUGGGGCCAGAGCAAUGGGUCGGAUGGUUCGGAGCACAGCAUCAACGGCAGGAGGUUCCCCGUCGAGAUGCAGAUCUACAUGUACAACUCCGACGACUUCGACAGUCUUAACGCCGCCAUCAGGGAGAAGCGGGUCAUCGCUGCUAUGGCCGUCUUCUUUCAGGCUGGACAGAAGGACAAUCCUGCGUUAGACCCUAUAAUCCACGGCCUGAGAGGAGUCGUGCAUCACGAGAAAGAGACGUUUCUGGAGCCUUUUGUUCUGCGGGACCUGUUGCCAUCCUCGAUCGGGAGUUACUACCGCUACAUCGGCUCUCUCACCACUCCACCCUGCAGUAAAGUAGUAGAGUGGAUCGUCUUCAGCAGACCUGUCUUCCUGUCCUACAGACAGUUGGAGGCGUUCUACUCCAUCUUCACCACCGAGCAGCAGGACCACGUGAAGUCGGUGGAGUACCUGCGCAAUAACGUCCGCCCACUGCAGAGCCUGGACAACCGCGUGUUGUACAAAUCCGCCGUCAAAGACGCCUGGCUGCCGUAUCUGACCGACCCUUAUGGCACAGAGUCCUCCAAAGCCUGCAGCAGUGCUCCAAUCAACAUGCAAGUUCAGCCUCUGAAUAAAACAGCCCUGGUGGUGCGAUGGUCCCGCCCUGAGAUCACCUACGACCCGCCCAUAGUCAGCUACCUCAUCUCAUACAGCUGGACCCGAAACGACGAGGAAUACGAGGAGACCUACGUCAAAGGCAGUGACCAAAAACUGGAGGCCGUUAUCAAACCAGUUUCUCCAGACGUGCUGUAUCUCUUCCGAGUCCAGGCUGUGUGCUUGAACGACAAGCGCAGCGACUUCAGCCAGAGCAUGCUCUUCAGAGCAAAUACCACCAGAAUAUUUGAAGGGACCAGGAUAGUGAAAACAGGAAUGCCCACGGUGUCUCCCGCGUCCUCGGCCGACAUGGCUCCCAUUAGCUCCGGCUCAUCCACCUGGACCUCGUCGGGCCUGCCCUUCUCCUUCGUCUCCAUGGCGACCGGCAUCGGCCCCUCCUCCAGCGGUAGCCAGGCGACCGUGGCGUCCGUUGUAACCAGCACUCUCCUGGCAGGCCUGGGCUUCAGCGGCGGCGUCAUCUCCUCCUUCCCCAGCUCGGCUUGGCCCAGUCUCCGCCCUCCAACUCAAACCCCACCCACCACGGCCGAACAGACUGCCGCUACCCCCACCCCAGAAAACGCCCAGAACCAAGGCGCGGAUGACAACGCCGGAGUGGAGAAACCCACCAAGACGGAAGGCGAGGAGGGGGAGAGGGACGGCGAGGAAGAGGAAGAGAAGGACGAAGAAGAAGACAAAGGCGAAGAAGGCAAACCCGUAAAGAACGCCCCGGACGACGUCCAGACGCAGGUGAACAGUUCGGCAGACCAAGAGCCUCCAACGACAGCGCCCGACUCCACCGCCAAGGAGAAAGGAGGGAGAAGGGACGAGGAGGAGGACAAAGCGGACAGGAGGAGGACAUCCACGGUACCGCCGGACACAUGGACGGGGACGACAGAGGAAGAGGAGGAAGACACUGUGACGCCCAGCACAGAGCCGAUGAUUGUGGGGAAUAACAGUGCGGUGCUCCCUGCCCCAGAAGCCCCUCCUAAGGGUGGGAAGAGCAGCAUGGGGGACAGGAGUCAGUGGCCCUUCUCCUUUCAUACAGAGCGGACGAUAAUCUCCAAUAUGCGCCCGCUUCCCGGUUCAGGCAGGAUGGAGUGGAUCAUUCCCCUAGUAGUGGUGUCGGCUCUGACCUUCCUCUGCCUCAUCCUCCUCCUGGCCGUCCUCGUCUACUGGAGGAUGAACAGAAUGUGUUCUCUCUUGUGUGUACACUACAGAAGGUGUUUUCAGACUGCACAUUUCUACGUGGAGGACAGCAACUCGCCGCGAGUGGUGCCCAACGAGAGCAUUCCAGUCAUCCCCAUCCCCGACGAUAUGGAUGCCAUCCCGGUCAAGCAGUUUAUCAAGCGCAUAUCAGAUCUGUACGCCAACAACCAGCAUGGAUUCUCUGAAGAUUUUGAGGAAGUGCAGCGUUGCACAGCUGAAAUGAAGAUCACAUCAGAACAUUCAAAUCAUCCAGACAACAAGCACAAGAACAGAUACAUCAACAUCGUAGCUUAUGAUCACAGUCGAGUGAAGCUGAGGCCAUUAGCCGGCAAGGACUCCAAACACAGCGACUACAUCAAUGCUAACUACGUGGACGGUUACAACAAGCCCAAGGCGUACAUUGCUGCUCAGGGGCCUCUCAAGUCCACUUUCGAAGACUUCUGGAGGAUGGUGUGGGAGCAGAAUACGGGCAUCAUCGUCAUGAUCACCAACCUGGUGGAGAAAGGACGGAGAAAGUGUGAUCAGUACUGGCCGACGGAGAACAGCGAGGAGUACGGUAACAUCGUGGUGACCUUAAAGAGCAGCAAGGUGCACGCCUGCUACACGGUCCGCCGCUUCACCAUUCGCAACACCAAAGUCAAGAAGGGUCAGAAGGGCAGUGUAAAGAGUCGUCAGAGCGAGAGAACAGUAAUCCAGUAUCAUUACACACAGUGGCCUGACAUGGGCGUUCCUGAGUACACACUGCCCGUGCUCACCUUCGUCAGGAAAUCUUCUGCAGCACAGACAUCUGAGAUGGGCCCAAUGCUCGUCCAUUGCAGUGCCGGCGUGGGCAGAACAGGAACCUAUAUCGUGAUUGACAGCAUGCUGCAGCAGAUUAAGGAUAAGGGCUCCGUCAACGUGCUAGGUUUCCUUAAACACAUACGCACACAGAGGAACUACCUGGUUCAGACGGAGGAGCAGUAUGUUUUUAUCCAUGAUGCCUUGUUGGAGGCCAUUCUGGGGAAGGAGACGGAGGUUUUGUCGAGUCAGCUGCACAGUUACGUCAACAGCAUUCUGACCCCUAGCCGGAGCGGCAAAACACGCCUCGAGAAACAGUUCAAGCUGGUGACUCAGUGUAACGCCAGGUUUGCAGAGUGUUUCAGCGCGCAGAAAGACUGCAACAAGGAAAAGAACCGCAACUCCUCUGUCGUUCCAUCGGAGAGAGCGCGUGUCGGCCUGGCUCCACUUCCUGGAAUGAAAGGCACCGAUUACAUCAAUGCCUCUUACAUCAUGGGUUACUACCGCAGCAACGAGUUCAUCAUUACCCAGCAUCCUCUGCCCCACACCACUAAAGACUUCUGGAGGAUGAUCUGGGACCAUAACGCGCAAAUCAUCGUCAUGCUUCCCGACAACCAGGGGCUGGCUGAAGAUGAGUUUGUUUACUGGCCGAGUCGAGAGGAAGCCAUGAAUUGUGAAGCCUUCACUGUCACGCUCAUUAGCAAAGACAGACUCUGCUUGUCCAACGAGGAGCAGAUUAUCAUUCAUGACUUUAUCCUGGAGGCUACACAGGACGACUAUGUGCUGGAGGUACGCCACUUUCAGUGCCCAAAAUGGCCCAACCCGGACGCGCCCAUCAGCAGUACGUUCGAGCUCAUCAACAUCAUUAAGGAAGAGGCCAUGACACGGGACGGACCCACUAUAGUGCACGAUGAGUACGGAGCAGUAUCAGCUGGUAUGUUCUGUGCCCUUACCACUCUGAGUCAGCAGCUGGAGAGCGAGAACGCAGUCGGCGUCUAUCAGGUGGCCAAGAUGAUCAACCUGAUGAGACCUGGCGUCUUCACCGACAUUGAACAGUACCAGUACCUUUACAAGGCUAUGCUUAGUCUGGUGAGCACUAAAGAGAACGGAGCCGGUCCUGUGUCCAUAGAGCGAAACGGCAGCAUGGCCCUGUCAGACGAAUCGGACCCUGCCGAGAGCAUGGAGUCUCUCGUCUGAAGCCCUCACUCUUACACACACGCACACACAUACACACACACGCACACAUUCACACGUGCCAGGAGGCACUUACCUUACUUUGUAAAACUUCAAGAACUAAGACAGACUUUUUUUCUGAGGCCUUUUUUGCCAGAACUCUUGGUUAAACGAAUAACCCGAUUACUUUUUUACACUGAUAAAAAGUUUUUUGAUAUUUAUUUUUUUUCCUCGCCAUUUUAUGUCUUAAUGUUAUCCUACUGAACAUUUGCACCUCGGUUUUUUGAGUUCACAACGACGAACGAAACACUUCUGUCUAGUUUGCACUAUAAAAAUAUCAGUGUUACUGCCUACUUCAGUCCUACGCUCUCUAUUUUUUAUUCUUAUUUUUUUCUUUUAAUUAUUCUUUUCAUCGCCACCAGAUUUCUUUUGACAUUCCAUCAUGAAGAUCCACUUCGACAGCUGGGAAAUAAUAGUGAAAAGAUUUCAAGUUUCAAGACUCCCACUCUCGUAUCAAAUCAAAAUUCUGACAAAGGACAACGGAUCAUUAACAUCCGGAGUUAUCGGCGAGCAAUAUUGGAUUUCUGCGCUCCAUAAAGAAUGAUUUUUUUUUUUUUUAGCGUUAUGCAUCUACAAAGUCUGUUAGACUCUUUAACUUUCCACAGGUGGUAUUAAAACAUCUACUGUGAACUUUAUUCAUGUUUUUUUUAUGAUUCAUAUUAUGCUUUUAAUCUAUAUAUGAAUAUAUCGUAUCUCAUUAUAACUUGUGGUUUUGUAAAAAAGGAAAGAAAAAAAAAAGUUAACCGUCAUAAGCAACUGGUUCCUUGCAGGCUUGGUUUAAUGGUUUUUGCCUCACGCUUCGCAAUAGCAGUCCAUGUCCUCUCUAGCACCCCCUGCUGUUUUUUUCUUUUGUUUGUUUUUUGUUUUCUGCAGACUGUUGCUGCUAAAUGAUCUGAUUUUAUUUGAAUGAGAAAAUCCUCAUCAUCCUCGCUUUCCCUUUGCUUAUUCAGUUAUUCAUUCAGUUUUUCUGCGCAUCGGUCUGGUCUCGAUGCCUUUUUGUAAAGUCCGAUCUCAUCGCAGCAGGUGUGAUGUAAGAGUGUGUGUCAAGUGUGGUGCUCAAUCAAUUUACACAACCUAUACUUCUAUCUAUCUAUCUAUCUAUCUAUCUAUAUAUAUAUAUAUAUAUAUAUAUAUAUAUAUAUAUAUAUAUAUAUCUGUAUAUAUAUAUAUAUAUAUAUAUAUAUAUAUAAAUAUUCGAAAUGCAGACUGUACACAGUCCACGUUGCUCACGUCCUGCCUCCGUGUCUCACAGUUUGCUUCUUAUCACUUAUUUCAUAAACAUCAAGAGCAGGAGUGUGUGUGGACAGUGUGUAUCAUGUCACACAGCAGCACAAUGAUGGCCUUGUUGACACACCAGUUACCCGACACUUGCACGAGGAACAUUUGAUUUGUCAAGUUUUACCAAAGACUUCAACUCAGCAUCUCGUUUCCAUAGUAACGAAUUUGCUACGUUUGUUUCAGUGUCAAAUAGUGCAGAAUGGUGUGUUUGUGUGUGUAUGAGAAAGAGAGAGAGAGAGAGAGAGAGAGAAUUUCAUGAGGCUGAGGUCUUGGUUCAUUUAGCACUUUGCCAAUUUUAAGAAAAAUGAUCACCAGAUAUAGUUUUUUUUUUUUGGUGAAAACGUUUAAUUAUUUCUACUUUUGCGAUGGCAAGCUUAAGACUUUGAAUCCACAUCAUUAAAAAGCACUGAGAUUGUUAAUUUUGUGUCCUUUCCAAAGAAGAAGAAAAAAAAACUACAACGCAUUAAUGACACCUUGACUUUAUAUUGCCGUUUAUUUUCCAUGCCCCUUUUUUCCCCUUGUACAUCUUCUUGUUCAGCCCGAGUGUCAAGCCGUUGCUUAUAUGCUGCAAAUUAAACUGAAAUUUUUAUCUUUAUCCUCCUUUUUUUUUUAUUUUUAUGUACAUAUUUUUUCUUCUCUGUCCAUCACAUUUUCUUCACAUUAUCCCCUGUGUAUGUUUAUAGAAUUUUAUUUUCAUAUCAAGCCGUCUCAGAAUCUCAGUCUCUGGAUGUUUUGUGCAAAAAAAAAACAAGAAGUGUAAAAAGAGAGAGAGAGAGAGUGUAACUCAGUGGUUGAUUGACAAAGUGAUCGAUAUCUCAUGCCUCAUAUACCACAAGGUUUUUGUCGAUUAAUUUUUUCAUUUCUUUAAACAAAAUUGUAAUUUUUGUUUGUUUGUUUCUUUAAUUCUGAGGGUGUCCUAGGCAAGCUCCACUGAUUAUGUUUCCCUCUUUCACUUCUGUAAUGCAGGUGGGUGUUGAUCAACAUCAUAUACCCUAGUUUUGUCACCUGGAAUACCACAAUGCGAAAGGAAAAAAAUGUGUUUUUCUUGUUUUGUUGAAAGCUAUAUCAAAGCAUUCUAUUAUAGUGUUAUUUAAUAUGUAAAUUGUAUUGCUAUACAUAAAAUAAAAUAUGGGUUUUGAUGUA